Drosophila mauritiana is the source of this 2060-nucleotide messenger RNA. It is a transcript of the gene r-l, whose product is annotated as uridine 5'-monophosphate synthase. The transcript has 3 exons. Gene Ontology annotation, biological process: 'de novo' pyrimidine nucleobase biosynthetic process; 'de novo' UMP biosynthetic process. The coding region runs from base 103 to 1584 and encodes 493 amino acids. The record is from RefSeq and is a predicted model, not a curated record. Lineage: Eukaryota; Metazoa; Arthropoda; Insecta; Diptera; Drosophilidae. Gene Ontology annotation, molecular function: orotidine-5'-phosphate decarboxylase activity; orotate phosphoribosyltransferase activity.
GGCAGCAUGUUUAAAAAGCGUAGACUCCCAAUUGGACGGUUCAUAUUGGAGCCGAGCUAGCACGUGUGCGAAGAUUUAAGAUCGAGAUUUGGAAUUGCCAGCAUGGUUGCCCAGAACUCCGACAAAAUGCGGGCCCUGGCCCUGAAGCUCUUCGAGAUCAAUGCCUUUAAGUUCGGCGACUUCAAGAUGAAGGUGGGCAUAAAUUCGCCGGUCUACUUCGACCUCCGAGUGAUCGUCAGUUAUCCGGAUGUGAUGCAAACCGUAUCCGACCUGCUGGUGGAGCACAUCAAGGACAAGCAGCUGAGCGCCAAACACGUGUGCGGUGUCCCCUACACGGCGCUCCCGCUGGCCACCAUUGUGUCCGUGCAGCAGGGAACGCCCAUGCUGGUGCGGCGCAAAGAGGCCAAGGCCUACGGCACCAAGAAGCUGGUCGAGGGCAUCUUCAAUGCCGGCGACACCUGUCUGAUUGUCGAGGACGUGGUCACCUCUGGCUCCAGCAUCCUGGACACGGUGCGGGAUCUGCAAGGCGAGGGCAUUGUGGUCACCGACGCCGUGGUCGUCGUGGACCGUGAGCAGGGCGGAGUGGCUAACAUCGCCAAGCACGGCGUGCGGAUGCACUCGCUCUUCACGCUCUCCUUCCUGCUGAACACCCUCCACGAGGCCGGGCGCAUCGAGAAGUCCACCGUAGAGGCAGUGGCCAAGUACAUUGCCGCCGUGCAAAUCAACAGCGAUGGUACCUUCGUCGGCGGCGAUAAGGCCGACAUUGUCGGAGCCAACGACUUGCAGCGCACUAAACUGACCUACGAGAGUCGCGCCAAUCUGGCCAAGAGCGCGGUGGCCAAGCGCCUCUUCAACCUGAUAGCCAGCAAACAGACGAACCUCUGCUUGGCCGCCGACCUGACCAACGCCGAUGAAAUCCUGGACGUGGCCGACAAGUGCGGUCCGUACAUCUGCCUGCUGAAGACGCACGUGGACAUUGUGGAGGAUUUCAGUGAUAAGUUCAUCGCUGACCUGCAAGCUCUGGCACAGCGGCACAAUUUCCUGCUGAUGGAGGAUCGCAAGUUCGCAGACAUCGGCAACACGGUGUCCCUGCAGUACGGCAAGGGCAUCUAUAAGAUUUCCAGUUGGGCUGACCUGGUCACGGCCCACACCUUACCUGGACGCAGUAUUCUGCAGGGUCUGAAGGCGGGCCUUGGCGAGGGAGGAGCCGGCAAGGAACGCGGCGUCUUCCUGCUGGCAGAGAUGUCGGCCAGCGGCAACCUGAUCGACACGAAGUACAAGGAGAACAGCAACAAGAUCGCCACCGAGGGCGCCGAUGUGGAUUUCGUGGCCGGUGUGGUAUGCCAAUCCUCCGAUGCCUUUGCCUUCCCCGGUCUUCUGCAGCUGACACCCGGUGUGAAGAUAGACGAGGGCGUGGACCAGUUGGGCCAGCAGUACCAGAGCCCGGAGCAUCUGGUCAAGGAGCGUGGAGCCGAUAUCGGAGUGGUGGGCAGGGGCAUCCUAAAGGCCACCAACCCGAAGCAGGCGGCCCAGACGUACCGCGACCGCCUUUGGGCAGCCUACCAGGAUCGAGUCGCCAAGUAGAAAACCCAAACAGCAUUCCCCUUUAACAAAUAUUCCCCAAUACCCACCCAUUCCCCCUUGGUUUCGGUUACCCUAGAUAAGUGAAAAAACCUUCCAAUUAUUUACCGCGAUUUUACAGUGCAUUUAUGAAUUGAACAUAGGCUAUGAAUCUUCCGCAAAACAGUUGGCAAACGAGGCUUGCCUUAAAGUAAGGGUUACAACAAAUAGAAUGGUUAACAAUCGAUGUGAGGUGCCUCCGUCAACGAGGAACUCCUUAGUAGGAGGCCAGGCACUGCAGGACGUAGCUGUAGUCUCCGGAGAGGUCGUCCUGGAAAGGAGAUCAGUGGAUGGUGAAUGUGACCCAGCUUUGCCGUUGAGUGUAAGCCAACUUUAUUAGUUAAUACAAGCACAAACUACGCAUACGACUUCGAUGCGCAAUAAUUUACAAUAAAAAAAGACAUGUAUACAAAAUAAAAAUACGUAAAAAUGUUAAAUAA